GAGAAAAGCGGUGAGGGGCAGACAUCAUUUCUCUCCCAGCGUCUUUGGACUGUGUGCACAAAGCCGAAGCGCCAUCAAAUUUUACCAUUUUCCGAAAAGGAAUUUAAUUAUUUGGAAAUUUAACAAUGGCCGAUGCUGCAGUUGACACGACCGCGACCACUGAGGUGACAGCCAAGGAUCUGAAAGAGAAGAAAGAAGUUGAAGCGGAGAAGACGGAGACUGGUGACGCACCUGCCAAUGGCACAAACGGUGCUGACCACAGUGACAAAGUAAAGGAAACUGAGGAGGAGGAACACAAAAAUGGAGAAGGAAAUGGAGAAGAGGCGCCCCCUGCUGAGGAAACCGACGCACAGCCAGUGAAGCGUGCAGCAGAGGAUGAGGAGGAGAAAGAGGAUACAAAAAAACAGAAGACAGAGGAGAAUGGAGACUCUAAAGAGGCUGAGGUUGAGGCCUAGACUUUGUUCAUGUGGCCUUAUUCUACGACUUCUUGGUUUUCUGCAGCGUUCUACCAGCCUGGUCAUCGUCCUAUAGAGCUUGUGCUUUGUCUGAGAGAGAUUUCCUUUUUUAUUUUGUAGUUUUAUUUCACUCCCACGCUCACACAAUGCACUGGAGUCCUGAAAAACAUGUAGUGGCCUAAUCUCCUUUUUUAUGAAAUGUUAUUUAUUGGUCUUUAAAACAAGCUUUCUUUCUUACUUGUGCUAAAACCAGGGCCACAGCCAGAGAGCAGUUGUUUUCUUCUUAGGUUUUCUUAUUAGGAGCACAGUCUCUAUGUUCGCGCUGACCAGAGGAUCCACAUUAAAUACACCGGCAGCUGCCAUCCCCCUUUACGGCUCAUGUUGAUCUUUCAUGUACAGACCAAAGAUAAGUUUUAAGCAGGGGAUAAUAUUCUUAGUUGUUUUUUUGUGUUAAUCUGCUAGUAGAAUCUUGCCUUGUUAACAUAAUAGAUGAAUUAUGGGUCUUGUUGUGUUGACCCAAUACUAGCAGGAUUUCACUUUGUUCAUUAACCCCUCUUAAAUCUUACUGCUUUGGUGAUUUGUUCUGUGUGCAUUCCAUGCGAGUUUGUACCAUUUAUAUUUUGUUUUACUAUGUUUUUUUGUUUCGACGAGUUUAUGUUAUGGCUGUGGAGCCCAGUUCUGUAUCCCAGACUGCCUUUACAAAAAAGAGAAAAAAAACAGAAUGACAUUCGGUUACUUCAGCCACUGCUUUGUAUAUUCUGAAAAAAUAAAUUGUCUUUUUAAGUA
Messenger RNA from Boleophthalmus pectinirostris (great blue-spotted mudskipper), 1241 nucleotides. Its product is annotated as prothymosin alpha. Gene Ontology annotation, biological process: negative regulation of apoptotic process; positive regulation of transcription by RNA polymerase II. Gene Ontology annotation, cellular component: nucleus. The coding region runs from base 126 to 455 and encodes 109 amino acids. Gene Ontology annotation, molecular function: histone binding. The record is from RefSeq and is a predicted model, not a curated record. Lineage: Eukaryota; Metazoa; Chordata; Actinopteri; Gobiiformes; Gobiidae. The transcript is spliced from 5 exons.